Tuber aestivum (summer truffle) is the source of this 1068-nucleotide messenger RNA. Lineage: Eukaryota; Fungi; Ascomycota; Pezizomycetes; Pezizales; Tuberaceae. The record is from the annotation of a GenBank genome assembly.
AUGGCCAAUCCAGUUCCGACCUUCAAGCUCGUUCUCGUCGGGGAUGGUGGCACCGGAAAGGUAUCUCCCCCUCCUUUGCUUCUGCUCCUUUACUUUCCAUCCUGAUAUUUCCGAAUUUUUCCUCCUCCCGCUUCGACCACAUGGCAAUAGCUUGGGCUGAGAAAUGCCUUUGUGUCACGAUAAAAAGAUUUGAGCUUUUGCUGGAGAGUAUUGGUUUGCUAAUGUAUUUUCGUGAAGACCACCUUCGUUAAGCGUCAUUUGACUGGCGAGUUCGAAAAAAAAUAUAUCGCCACUCUCGGUGUGGAGGUCCAGUAUGUUCCCCGUUUAACGGAGUACCUUUCCGAGCUUGUUUUUACGCAGUUUAUCCCGACAAGUUUUUGUCGUUAUUGUUUUUUUUUUUUUUUUUUUUUUGGCUAACUUUUCCGCCUUUCGCCUCUCAGCCCUCUUGGAUUUUUUACCAACUUUGGUGAACUCAAGUUCGAUGUUUGGGAUACCGCUGGUCAAGAGAAGUUUGGUGGGCUGAGAGAUGGAUACUACAUCAACGGUCAAUGCGGUAUCAUCAUGUUCGACGUCACUUCUAGAAUUACCUACAAGAACGUUCCCAACUGGCACCGUGCGUGACAACAACCCCGGGGUAUAUAAUUACCUUAUUCGGCAUAGGAGCUAACACUGGUAUCAAAUCCAAUAGGUGAUCUCGUCCGUGUUUGUGAGAAUAUUCCUAUCGUUCUUACCGGAAACAAGGUCGACGUUAAGGAGCGCAAGGUUAAAGCCAAGACCAUAACCUUCCAUCGCAAGAAGAACCUUCAGUACUACGAUAUCUCUGCCAAGUCGAACUACAACUUUGAAAAGCCUUUCUUGUGGUUGGCCAGGAAGCUCGUUGGGAACCCGACUCUUGAGUUCGUUGCGUCCCCAGCUUUGGCUCCCCCUGAGGUCACUGUCGAUACAGAGGUGUUGGCAGCCUACCAGCGGGAGAUGGAGGAUGCUGCACAGCACCCUCUUCCUGAUGAAGAUGAUACGUAUGUGUACCGCAUCUAUGACGCUAGCAUUGGAGGAACCGAAACUAACUAG